CAUCCAACCCACCAGCACGGUCUAAUUCUCGAGCCUAGCACAUCACCGGCGGCACAUUGCCCAGCGCCGUGGAAAAGGGUAAGAAAGCCUACCCCAAAAAUCUCGCUUCUCGCCGUCGGCCGUCACCGCCGACGCCAUGAUCAGCAUCCUCGCGCAGGAGCGCCUCCUCGGGUUCGCCCUGGGCACCGUCUCCAUGGGCGGCCUCGUCCUUCACCAGCGACGCUCCAUCUACCGCUCCCUCGCCGAAGCUGACGGGUCCGCCUACUCUUUCCAGCCUAGUGAAAUCACCAUUCGAAGAGGCUCAACUGAAUUGGCUCAUGUAUGGAACAAGGCAGUGGACGAGACGCUUGGGCGACUUAUUGUAUACCUUAGCUCUCGUGGAUGGUGAUUCCAGCACUACAUUGAACAUGACAAGUGAGCAGAGGGGCGAGCAUGACUACCCGCUCCCGCCAUUGCUGUGCUAAAGCAUCACUGAUGUACUCUCAGAUGUUUCUUUGUAUCCAUAGCUGAAAAUAAUGUCUUCCUUUUGUUUAAAAGGUUGUCCAAGAUAAUGUUGGAUGGAUCGAUGACCUAUUUAUCUUGAACAAUGUUCAUUCUACAACAAAUCAGCAUGGUUCGUAGUCAAUUCAAAACCUAGUGUGAUCAAUUAGUUGUAUGGUUUGUGACAAUAUAUUCUGUUGCUGUCAA
This is a messenger RNA of Phragmites australis (common reed), 687 nucleotides long. RefSeq lists its product as uncharacterized. NCBI's taxonomy places the organism in Eukaryota, Viridiplantae, Streptophyta, Magnoliopsida, Poales, Poaceae. Bases 137 to 388 code for a protein of 83 amino acids. The record is from RefSeq and is a predicted model, not a curated record. The transcript is spliced from 3 exons.